AUGGCGGUUAAGGGUUUUGAUAAGUUAAAGUUUUGUGGUGGUGGUGGUGGUGGUGGUGGUGGUGGUGGUGAUGGGAGCUUAACAUUUAAACGGCAUAACUCGUGCGAGAGAAAUGAUACAUGGAAUUCAGGAGUGAGGAGGCAAGUUUCUUAUGAUGAUUCUGAUGAUGAUGAUGAUGUAUCUUUGGCGGUAAGGUUAUCCCGGAUGCCGAAUUCGGGAACACGGAGUGGUGUCUGUGAUGUUCCUGUUCAGAAGAGGGGUGAUACUACUACAAUGCCGAUUAAGAGGCCAUUUGGUAAUAGCAAUGCCUUGCAGAAUUCUGUUAAGAAAUUGAAGGUGACAACGGAUGAUAAUCCUUUGACGGUGAGAAUCAAAGUUCCGGGAAAAGUUGCUGAUGAAUCGGUUUCGUUGAUGAAGAAAGAUCUUGCAUUGGUAGAAAAACCGUUUGAGGGAUGCAAAAGUAAGAGGCAAGUGGAAGAGAAGAGAUUGCUGUCCAUAAAGAGAGAUAUUGAGGAGUGUUCGAAAGAGCUUGUGAAUUUGAAAAAGAAAAAUAGUUGUGUUGAAAGAAUUAGCGGAUCUCAUAAGAAAAUGUUGGGGAAAAUUGAUGAAUGUGUAAAGGAUUCUGUAGCAAAAGAAGCGCAACUCUGUUUGAUGGACGACUUGAUUGGAGAGCGCAAGCGAGAGCUCAAGAGAAAAGAAAUAGAGCUUCAUCAAGUCAUGGAUAACAUUGUUAAGCACCGUGAAGGGAAGGAAGAAGAACUCAAGGCUCUUUCCGAAAAAAUUGCUCAAUGUACUGUGGAACUUAAGGCCAGAGUGAAAGAGCGUGUUGCGAUGAAAAAACAAAUUGACGAACAAGCAGAGAUUUUAAAGUCAGAAAAUAAGAAGUUACUAAAGGUAAUGAUGCAACUAAGACAAAUGAAUGAAUUUGAAUUAACCAAGAAGCAAUUUGAAGAGCAGGUUAAGGAGCUUGAGUUAAAGGAGAAAAGAUGCAGAGAGAGGGUGAUGGAGCUUGAGUCAAAGGAGAAGCUCUUUGAAGGUCGUGUAAAAGAACUCGAGUUUAAAGAGAAGCAACUUGAAGGCCAAGCGGAAGAGUUUGAAUUGAAGGUGGAGAGAUUUCAUAACCAAAUAAAGGAGCUUGAAUCGGAAAAGAAGGAUUUUGAUCGCUGGGUAAAGGAGCUGGAAUCAAAAGAGAGGCAAUUUGAAGGACAAGUGAAGCGGCUAGAGUUAAAAGAGGAGCAGCUUGAAGGCCGUGUGAAAGAGUUGGAUUCAAAAGAGGAGGAUUUUAAAGGCCAAGUUAAGGACCUUGAGUCAAAAGAAAACAAACUUGAAGCCCGGGUGAAUGAGUUCAAAUCAGAAAAAGAGCAAUUCCAAGGGCGGUUGAAGGAGCUUCGGCUUAAAGAAAAGUUGCUUGAAGACAAAGUGAAGAAAUUUAAAGGCCGAGUAGAGGAAAUUGAAUCAAAAGAGGAUGAAUUCAAAGCUCGAAUGCAUGAGCUCAAACGUUUUAUAAGCCGAAUGGAGGAUUUCAACUCAGAAGAGGAACAAUUUGAAGGACGAGGGAAAGAGCUUGUGUCAAUAGAUAAAAUUUUCAAAGUACAUGCGAAUGAAUUCGAGCAAAAAGAGAAGCAGCUUGACAGACCCAUGAAGGAUCUUGAGUUGAAGCCAAAUGAAUUUGAUGGACAACAUAAGCAGCCCGAGUUACGAGAGAAACAAUGUGUUGCAGUAAUACAACCAUUCGAAGAAGAAACAGAAUUGGGUAAUCAAUUAAGUCCCACCAUUGACGACAGAUGUUUGAUGUUGGUACCAUGUGAGCGAACUGAUGAAUUUGAGUCAUUUGACUAUGGCCUUAAUCUGCAAAGUUUAUCUGAUCGAUCAAAAAAUGUGUUGGAAAUAAUACAGAACCCCAUUUUCCCAAAGUGUAAAAUGGGAAACAGUGAUGUAAUUAUUGAUGAUAGAGACAUUCUCCUGCUCGAAGAACUGAUGAGAAUCUCACCAGAUGUUAAACCUCAUACAAGAGAAAAAGCAAUGGAGCUAGCACUUGAAUUGAAAGCUAACAUGGAAGAAAGUACAGAAAAUUCUAAAGUGGUUUUGGGUUUUCUACUCCUUUUGUCAAUUUAUGGGCUGGUUCCUUCUUUCGACGAAGAUGAAGUUUUAAAGCUUUUUGAACUUGUUUCUCAGCAAAAAAUAGCUGUAGUUCUGUUUGGGGCCUUGGGUUUCGCAGAUAAAAUAUCUGAUUUUGUUGAGAAUCUUAUCGCAAGACAACAAUAUGUAGAAGCUGUUAGAUUCAGUUGUGCGUAUAACUUGGGUGACAAUAAUCAACUAGUUGCUCUCUUGCGAGAACAUGUGCAUAAUGCAAAACUAAUUUCUGAGAGCAGUUGCAACAAAGUCAACUCCAUCGAAAUUAAGGAUAAAGCCAGAGACCAAGAAAUUGCAAGUCUCAGAGCUGUUUUACAGUGUAUUGAAGACAACAACCUAGAAUCCGAGGACACACAUAACACGAUUCACGACCGUAUUCUUGAGCUAAAGAGACAGACGGGUAAAUAG
Molecule: messenger RNA, 2541 nt
Organism: Vicia faba (fava bean)
Lineage: Eukaryota; Viridiplantae; Streptophyta; Magnoliopsida; Fabales; Fabaceae
Source: the annotation of a GenBank genome assembly